AUGGCUUAUCAUACAAAGACGCUCCUCUGCUUCCUGGUACUAGUUGCCUGGACCGAAGCAUUCUGGAGGAUGUCAUGCGGCAUCAUCCAAACUUCAAGAAUUGACCCAAUUAUUGCGCCUGGAACGUUCUCAGCACACGUCCACAAGCUCUCUGGUGCUAGCACCAUCAAUGUCGACUCUACCUUCGAAAGUCUGCAGACUGCGAGAUGUACUUCAUGUGAGAUACAGGAUGAUAAAUCGGCUUACUGGACACCGCAGUUGUUCUACCAACAUGCCAAUGGCAGCUUUCAGAUGGUUCCAAAUGGUGGUACCGUUAUCUACUAUCUUGGUCGUGGUGAAAACAGAUCCAAGAUUGAGCCAUUCCCCCCAGGCUUCAAGAUGCUGACUGGAGACAACUUUGCUCGAUCUUACGACUCCAAGACAAUGACAUACAGUAACUCCAAGAACAAAGGUCGACCAGUGGCAGACAGAGUUACCUUCGCAUGCCUCGAUAGCUCGGGACCUUUCAAAGAGCGCAACUACAUGUGGCGAACGGACUGUAACAACGGCAUGAGAGCUCAAAUUCACUUCCAGUCGUGCUGGGAUGGCCGAGACUACCAACGCGAUCAGAGCCAUGUUACCUACAUGUCACAGAUAGACAAUGGCGUCUGUCCACCGAGCCACCCGCGCAAGCUCCCUCAACUUUUCUUCGAGGUCAUCUAUGGAGUCAACAACAUCGACAAGAGCAAAGGUGGACGAUUCGUUUUUGCCAAUGGCGACACUACAGGUUACGGAUUUCACGGCGACUUUUUGAAUGGAUGGAACCAGUCUGUGCUCAAGAGUGCUAUUAAGAACUGCCUCAACAAUGACAGUCUCAAUGGUGUCAUCGAGAAAUGUCCCGUUCUCGCCGCUUCACAAACUCCCUACUUCAGCGACAAUUGUCCCGAGAUGCCGCCUCUUGUUAACGAACCUAUUCGGGGAAUGCUUAACGCCCUACCAGGCUGCAACAAGCCUUCCAGCGGCCCUGAAAGAGCGACACCACCAGUCUGCGACCAGAGUCCGACCAUCAACGAUCUGGGAGACGCUGGACUUGGAACGUUGUUUGACCCUGCUCCGGGCGACAUGUUUGGUAACUGGUCCUAUGUUGGCUGCGCCCCUGAAGGUACGAAGCGAACACUGAACAAAUAUUCCACCAACUCCCGCAAUAUGACUAUUGAGUAUUGUACAUCAGCGUGUAAAGCCCAGGGUUAUCCUCUUGCCGGUAUGGAAUGGGGCCGCGAGUGCUACUGUGCUAGCGCGCUCACUUCAGGUGCAUCAUACAUGAAAGCCUCCACCUGCGCCUCUACAAGGAAGAUGACAUGCGCCGGAAACAUGACCCAAUAUUGUGGAGGACCUGACCUUCUCACCGUAUGGAAUGAUACCUCUUACACGCCACCAGUCGAGCUUGUUGUUGGACAAACCACGAUUGCCAAAGGAGCCGCUACUUACCAUGGCUGCUGGGCAGAAGGGAACGGUGGACGGGCGCUCUCAUCGGAUCGCACUGCCGACGCCGUAGGAAUGACGAAUGAGAAGUGUGUCGCAUUCUGUCAAGAGGGUGGUUAUAAAUACGCCGGCACCGAAUGGGCACAAGAAUGUUACUGUGGCAAUGAGUUCUCCAAUGGUGGCUCCAACACCUCCGACAUCUCCCAGUGCUCGAUGCAGUGCAAGGGCGAUGUUUUCAGCUACUGCGGCGCAGGCCAGAGGUUGAGUGUCUGGAAGCUCAAGCAAUCCGAUGAGCCCAAGGGACCAAUUGUUGCACUAGAUGGUGCUGCUCGCUAUGUGGGAUGCUAUACAGACGGAGGGUCAGGUGGCCGCACGUUGCCAAGUGCCUCGUUCACAGGGUCUUCCGUUUCACUCGAUACAUGUUUCGCAUUCUGUGAGAAGCUCAACUACCCACUCUUUGGCAUGGAGUACGGACGGGAAUGCUAUUGCGGCUACACGCCAAAGACCCAGGCUACUGUUGCUCCCGAUGGAGAGUGCAAAAUGCCCUGCGCUGGCGAUUCUACACAGAAAUGCGGCGCCGGUAAUCGCAUAUCCAUUUGGAACAACACUCUCUACACUCCAACCGUCAGCACAGUGGCACUGAACAGUCUACCUAAGUAUCUGGGCUGCUAUACAGAAGGCACUGACGGCCAAGCUCUUGGUGAUGCCAAGAUGACCGACAAGAAGAUGACCGUUGAGGCAUGUGCAGAAUUCUGCUCUGGCAAGGGCCUUCCCUACCUAGGAGUCCAGAACGGCCAGGACUGCUACUGUAGCAAGAAGGGACCGUCCAACGGUAGCGUCGAAGCGCCCAACUCACAAUGUGGCAUUUCUUGCAAGGGCAACAAGUCUCAGAAGUGUGGCGCAACCAAGAAGCUCAGCGUCUAUAAGCUUGCAACGGUUUCCAAGACCGGCUCUGCCAAAUCAACGACCAGCCCUGUGGAGGCAAAGGUCCAAGCCAAGAAGCCUACACCAAGUCCCACCAAGACGACAUUAGCCAAGGUGACCACGACUUCGAAGAAGUCCAAGUCAACUUCCAAGGUCAAAACUACGAGCUCUACCCUUAAAAGAGUUACAUCCACCAAGAAGGGUAAUCAGAAGCCGACGUCGACUAGUUCGACCGCCAAACCGAGAAAGACGUAG
Fusarium coffeatum is the source of this 2640-nucleotide messenger RNA. RefSeq lists its product as uncharacterized. The coding region runs from base 1 to 2640 and encodes 879 amino acids. NCBI's taxonomy places the organism in Eukaryota, Fungi, Ascomycota, Sordariomycetes, Hypocreales, Nectriaceae. The transcript has a single exon. The record is from RefSeq and is a predicted model, not a curated record.